CUGGCUGGCGUGAUUUCAACAGCGCAUUUCUCAGUUGAAAUAGAGAUAUUUCAAAAUUGAAGGACAGUCUCAUUUAACAUUUUACAGUAAGUUACUUUGUCCAGAAGAUAUAUCAAAUACAACUUAGUCCAUACGGUUGGACUAAGUUCAGUUAGUUAGUUGGGUUGUUUUUUCGACAGCUAGCCCAGUGGGAUAGCCACUCCUGUCUGUAUGAAUAUUCCUACUACUCCAAGUUAAACUGUAAAGUUCAAACAACUAAGUGUACGAGCUGAAAGCAUGACGAGUUUUGCCGGUAAGGUAUUUAGUCGUGCGGAGAGGCUGUGCCAGCACCUGCCGGUGGCUCUCAACACCUUCCUGGUGCUGUCCAUCACGGCGGAGGUGAGCUACCUGGUGCUGCUGGACCCGCCGCUGCAGCAGGAGGACCGGGACAAGGACUGGUUCACCUGCUGGAAGGCGCUGCACCUGCUGGCCCAGUACUUCAUGCUGGGGAACAUCUGCUGGAACGCCCUGCUCUUCAUCAAAACCAGCCCCAGCAUCAAGGGGGUUUUCCUGGGAGGAGACGGCUUGGGUCAGGGCUGGAGGUACUGUUACACAUGCGAGACACACACUCCUCCACGCUGUUCCCACUGCUAUGACUGCAAAGUGUGCGUGCUGCGACGAGACCACCACUGUGUCUUUUUUGGUCAGUGCGUUGGCUUUCACAAUUACCGCCACUUCGUCAGCUGCUUGCUGUUCAUGUGGAUGGGUCUCCUGUAUGCCAUGGUGAUGAAUGCAGAGGUUUUCAUCGUCAUACUGAAGGAGGGUGUGACAGUGCACAGUGUCCUGCUGCUGCUCAUACCCUGGAUCAUGCUUGUUUCAGGUCAGGUCUCAGCACGUGCCUUUGCCUUUGCCUUUAUUGCUGAUACAUGCGUGGUUGGUUUCCUGCUGGUGUCCGGCUUCUUCUUCUUCCAUCUGUUCCUCCUUUUUCGGGGUCAGACCACCAGGGAAUGGUACUCACGCCGCCGCCCCUACAGCCUGGGACUCCUGGGGAACAUGCGUCACAUGCUGGGCCUCCGCUGGUACCUCUGUUGGCUCUGCCCGCUCAUCCCGUCACCACUGCCUGGAGAUGGGAUACACUUCCAAGUUACAGGAUCAUUGGAACCUACCCGGUAACAGCUGGAGGCCUUAACAGCUCAUGAAUCUUUACUUUAGAGGUGCUGGUUUAUGCUAUUGGGAGCAGCAACUGGGGAGAUUGUGUUGGAUCGAAAAGAGGUAUCUUGGGAUGGUAUAAUGCUGCAAUGCUGUGCCAUUGUUUUACUCGUUACUGGUUGUAAUUGUGUGCCAGUAUCUGCUGUAGCUUUCUGGUGUACUGACAGAAAAUCAGGGGUUUUCUUGUGAAGGUAUAGUGAUCUUGAUCUAGAGGUAAUCCGUGCACUAAUUGAGGCUGGCCUCACUGUGUUAAACAGCAAUGAACAGUAUUCCUUUGAAAUACUGAGCACUGAAAACAUGCUGAAAUAAGAAUGUGUUUUAGGACUUGUGAAAACUGAUUUUAAAUCUUUGGUUAACAAGCAUUCAAAGCCCUUGACAAUGACUCUUGGGUGUGGUUAUAUUGUCUACUUGUUGUGUUUUGAACGGCUUGAAUCUGGGUCUUAUGCAGAUGUGAUUUGCACUGUUCCUGAUUAUAAAGGAUGCCAUUGUUAGCCUCAUGUUUGCCGUUUUAUAUUUACAGUUUGCAUACAAUGCACUUGUGUUCUCCACUUCAUUGUAUUCACUUCUGCACUAGCGCUGAGUUUAUUACAUGUUUUUUUCAUUAGAUAGACCUGUCGGGUCGAGCAGUGGAAGCGUGGAGACGGGGUUCACAGUGAAGUCUUAACACCUACAAUUUUAUUUAUUUUUUUUUACCCCUCCCCUGCAUGUGUGUGUUAAGUGUACUGCUGCUAAACAAGUGAGUUUCCCCAUUUAGGGAGAAAUAAAGGAUUAUCUUAUCUUAUACAAGAAACCCUCAAAAUUACACUAGGAAAGAAUGCAUAAUAUUGCAUAUUCAGUUUACAGACAUAUGAUUUAUCAGGGUUUCUGAAGCUGAUCAUCCGCUUGCUUUAAGUUUACAUGGUUAACAUAUUUCACUCCACUUGUCGUCAACGGGACUUCCAUUAACUCACCACUGUCCUUAUUUUCUUGUUUUGCACUUUGUGCUUCUGCAAAUUUCUUCCUGCCUUAAAGUGUAGCAACAAAUUACAAGUCUUUCUUUUGAAAAAUUCUUCUACUUGUUGCCAAGUUUAUUAUCAGUAAUAUUAAAGACAAAAAUUGUAUGUUUUUAUUUUUGUUUUACCAAAAAUGUCCACUUUUUUUUGAUUGGUUCUGUUUCUCUGGUUCUGUUUCAAGGUGUAUCAAUAAACAUUGUGAAGGGA
Messenger RNA from Cololabis saira (Pacific saury), 2387 nucleotides. RefSeq names its product zinc finger DHHC-type containing 24 (gene zdhhc24). Gene Ontology annotation, cellular component: Golgi apparatus; endoplasmic reticulum. The record is from RefSeq and is a predicted model, not a curated record. Bases 277 to 1152 code for a protein of 291 amino acids. Gene Ontology annotation, molecular function: protein-cysteine S-palmitoyltransferase activity. Gene Ontology annotation, biological process: protein targeting to membrane; peptidyl-L-cysteine S-palmitoylation. The transcript is spliced from 3 exons. NCBI's taxonomy places the organism in Eukaryota, Metazoa, Chordata, Actinopteri, Beloniformes, Belonidae.